GGGCGCGCGGGGAGCGGGGAGCCGUCGGCGGCCGCUCGCUGCGGAGACGCCCCGGUGGAUGUGCUCUCGCCGCCCAGCGCAGGGCGUAGGGGAGCCUCGGCGGCGGCGGCGGCGAAGGCGCGGGGGGCGAGGCGGCCCGCCCGUGGCCGGGGAAGGAAGCCCGGGCGUCUGAGCGAGGCCGGGCGCGGCGGCCUUCCCUCGCGCGCCCCCCACCCCCGAACCAGCGCCCGCGGCCGCCUCCCGUGCCUGCCUCGCUCCAGCCGGCGUCCCAGCCGUCGCUCCUGCCGCACCCCCCCCGGCCCUGGCCGCGGCCCCCCGCGGCGGUUCCCGGAGCUCGUCCCGGACGCGCGCCCGGGCGGCGGGGUCUCGGCGGCCACCGCUGCCUCGGGGGAGCGAGGGCGGGAGGGUGUGUGUGCGCGCGUGUGAGCAGGGGGUGCCGGCGGGGCUGCAGCGGAGGCACUUGGAAGAAUGACUCUGGAGUCCAUCAUGGCGUGCUGCCUGAGCGAGGAGGCCAAGGAAGCCCGGCGGAUCAACGACGAGAUCGAGCGGCAGCUCCGCAGGGACAAGCGGGACGCCCGCCGGGAGCUCAAGCUGCUGCUGCUCGGGACUGGAGAGAGUGGCAAGAGUACGUUCAUCAAGCAGAUGAGAAUCAUCCACGGGUCGGGAUACUCUGAUGAAGACAAAAGGGGCUUCACCAAGCUGGUGUAUCAGAACAUCUUCACGGCCAUGCAGGCUAUGAUCAGAGCCAUGGACACGCUCAAGAUCCCCUACAAGUACGAGCACAAUAAGGCUCAUGCACAAUUAGUUCGAGAAGUUGAUGUGGAGAAGGUGUCUGCUUUUGAGAAUCCCUACGUAGAUGCAAUAAAGAGUUUAUGGAAUGAUCCUGGAAUCCAGGAAUGCUAUGAUAGACGACGAGAAUAUCAAUUAUCCGACUCUACCAAAUACUAUCUUAAUGACUUGGACCGUGUUGCCGACCCUGCCUACCUGCCUACGCAACAAGAUGUGCUUAGAGUUCGAGUCCCCACCACAGGGAUCAUCGAAUACCCCUUUGACUUACAAAGUGUCAUUUUCAGAAUGGUCGAUGUAGGGGGCCAAAGGUCAGAGAGAAGAAAAUGGAUACACUGCUUUGAAAAUGUCACCUCUAUCAUGUUUCUAGUAGCGCUUAGUGAAUAUGAUCAAGUUCUCGUGGAAUCCGACAAUGAGAACCGAAUGGAGGAAAGCAAAGCCCUCUUUAGAACAAUUAUCACAUACCCCUGGUUCCAGAACUCCUCAGUUAUUCUGUUCUUAAACAAGAAAGAUCUUCUAGAGGAGAAAAUUAUGUAUUCCCACCUAGUUGACUACUUCCCGGAAUAUGAUGGACCCCAGAGAGAUGCCCAGGCAGCUCGAGAAUUCAUCCUGAAGAUGUUCGUGGACCUGAACCCAGACAGUGACAAAAUCAUCUACUCCCACUUCACGUGCGCCACAGACACCGAGAACAUCCGCUUUGUCUUUGCUGCCGUCAAGGACACCAUCCUCCAGUUGAACCUGAAGGAGUACAAUCUGGUCUAAUUGUGCCUCCUCGACACCGCCCUUCCCUUCCUUGGUGGGCUCUCGAAGCUGUACAAGAGGGACUGUAUUUCUGUGGAAAGCAAUUUGCAUAAUACUAAUUUAUUGCCGUCCUGGACUCUGUGUGAGCGUGUCCACAGAGUUUAUAGUAAAUAUUAUGAUUUUAUUUAACUAUUCAGAGGAAAAACAGAAUGCUGAAGUACAGUCCCAGCACAUUUCCUCUCUAUCUUUUUUUUAGGCAAAACCUCGUGACUCAAUGUAUUUUAAAUUCUCAGUCAUGCACUCACAAAGAUAAGAGCUGAUUCGUUGUUUCCCUCUCUCCCUCUCUGUCCCUCUCUGUCCCCCUCUCUCCCCCUCUCCCCGCCUCUUUCCUCUCCUGUCCCCCCCCCCCUUUCUCCUAUUGAGCAAAAUGAAGCUGAUUUCCUAUUUCCUAACCCAUACCUCCCUCCUGAGUUUUCCCAGGUUACAAUGGCCUUUAUCCUAGUUCCAUCCUUGGUCAGGUUUUUCUCUCGAAUGAAACAGUUCAGGAUGACAUCAUUCGAUUUAAGCCAUCAACAUCAGCUUAGUUGAACAGUUUGUAGUUUUUGCUGAAGGGUUAUAAGUAUUAAUACUAUGGUUUUAAAUGUAUUGUUCUGGAUACACAUAUAGAGGUUUUUAUAUAAGUAUAUUGUCUUGCCUCACUUUGGCCUGGAUGCCUGUCUAACAGUUAAGUGUCAUUCCUUUUGGAUUUCUGCCUUCAGCCAUAGCGUGGCUGCUCAGAGAGUUGUGCAGACGUCAGUGAGGCGAGGGCAGAGACGCGCGGAAGGAGUCCUUUCUUUUGAAAUACCAUGUGCCAUCAUCCUUCCUCCCUUCCUUGCUUUUUAUUUUUCCACCCUCUCUUCUUUAAAUCGCAGAUGCCAAAAAAAAAGAAGAAAAAAAAAGCCAACAGACACUACAUUACCCCAGUGGCUGCUACCCAGGGCCUUUUCAUAGGUUGCUCUUAAUUUUUUUCCCCCCUGGUUAGGAUUUUUCCUCCUUUUUUUUUUUUU
Messenger RNA from Eptesicus fuscus (big brown bat), 2573 nucleotides. RefSeq names its product guanine nucleotide-binding protein G(q) subunit alpha. NCBI's taxonomy places the organism in Eukaryota, Metazoa, Chordata, Mammalia, Chiroptera, Vespertilionidae. The transcript has a single exon. Gene Ontology annotation, molecular function: G protein-coupled receptor binding; G-protein beta/gamma-subunit complex binding; GTPase activity. Gene Ontology annotation, biological process: action potential; adenylate cyclase-modulating G protein-coupled receptor signaling pathway; phospholipase C-activating dopamine receptor signaling pathway. Gene Ontology annotation, cellular component: heterotrimeric G-protein complex. The record is from RefSeq and is a predicted model, not a curated record. The coding region runs from base 469 to 1548 and encodes 359 amino acids.